This is a messenger RNA of Scomber japonicus (chub mackerel), 3416 nucleotides long. Its product is annotated as retinal guanylyl cyclase 2-like. Bases 1 to 3174 code for a protein of 1057 amino acids. The transcript is spliced from 23 exons. Gene Ontology annotation, biological process: intracellular signal transduction; cGMP biosynthetic process; receptor guanylyl cyclase signaling pathway. NCBI's taxonomy places the organism in Eukaryota, Metazoa, Chordata, Actinopteri, Scombriformes, Scombridae. Gene Ontology annotation, molecular function: guanylate cyclase activity; protein kinase activity; ATP binding. The record is from RefSeq and is a predicted model, not a curated record.
AUGCUGCUUCCCGGGUGGUUGCUAGGGGCGUGUCUGUGGUUGCUAAGCAUACCUGAGGUUUGGACAGCCACCUUCAAGUUGGCUCUGAUUGGCCCGUGGACAUGUGACCCAAUGUUCUCCAGGGCGAUGCCAACAGCAGCCGCCAACCUGGCGUUGUCACGGUUACGGACUGACCGUGGUCUGAGCAGAGGAUACUGGUACGACGUGAAGCUGCUGGACGAGGACUGCUCCACCUCCAAAGCGCUAACAGAGCUCGGGGACAUGGAGGGUUACGGCCACGCCUACAUCGGGCCCUUUAACCCCGCCCUCUGUCACGCUGCCUCCUUAUUGACUCAGCACUGGGAGGCGGGGCUUUCUUCACCAGGCUGUCUGGAUGCUGAUUGGCCAAACCUGCCGCCCAUCACUCCUCCCAGCAGGGUGCUGUUCACCGUUCUGCGGUUCUUCCACUGGGCGCACGUGGGCGUGGUCUCAGCUCCAACAGACUUCUGGGAGAGUACAGGACAGGAAGUGGCCUCCGCACUGAGGGCUCUGGGCCUCCCGGUUGGUCCAGUGGUUACCAUGGAAACCCGGAAUAAAGGUGGUCCGCGCGAGGCGCUCAGAGCAAUCAAAGAGGCUGACAAGGUCAAAGUGGUGAUCAUGUGUAUGAGCUCCGUCCUGAUUGGUGGAGAGGAUCAGAAAGAGCUGCUAUUGGCUGCUCUGGACAUGGGGAUGAUGUCAGAUGGUUACAUAUUUAUUCCGUACGAUGCGCUGCUGUACGCCUUGCCCUACCAGGAUACAGUAUUCCCCCAGCUGACCAACAGCACGCAGCUUCGUUAUGCGUACAGCUCCGUUCUGACGGUGACGAUGGCGUCCGACCAAAGUUUCUACGAAGCUUUUCGUCAGGCUCAGAUCAGCCGAGAGGUCCGCGCAGCCGUGGCUGCUACAGAGGUGUCUCCAUUCUUUGGUACCAUCUUCAACAUGGUUUACUUCGUUGCUAAGGCGGUGGAGGAGCGUCGCCAGGCAGGGGGCGGGCGCUGGGUGACAGGUGAUCAACUUGUCCAAUCAGAUGGAGGCUUUGACUUCCAAGGCUUCAACCAGAUGUUGUAUGGGGGUAAAGAGGGGCGUGGCUUGCAGGCCAGAUAUGUGGUGUUGGACUGUGACGGUGACCGACUCGUGCCGACACACACACUCGCUCCCACACACGCUGAGGGGACCGUUGCAGGUCUGAGACCACUGAGCCGCUCCUUCAUCUUCCCCGGAGGAAAACCCCCAACCGCCAGCUUCUGUUGGUUCAGUCCAGAGGAGGCCUGCAGCGGAGGUGUCGACACGGUGACGCUGUUCUUUGUCUUCCUGUUGCUGUGUGCUCUGAUUGGAGCUUUUUUGUACUGGAUCAGGAAUUUCAGGAGAACAACAAACACCACCAAACUCAUCCUGACUCUGGAUGACAUCGUCUUCAUCGAUACUCAAGUCAGCAAGAAGAAACUGAAUGACGAGUCCAUCAUGAGGAGUCUUCUAGAAAUCAAAACUCCAAUCCGCUCGAUUUGUCGGAGCUACAUACUGGCAACAGCUGAAAGCUCCAAUAUAGGAAUACUGGAGGGUGACUGGGUUUGGCUCAAGAAAAUUAAUACAGAACAUACAGUAACAGCUGUCAAUCAAAACACCCAGACUCUCUUCAGCCAGUUAAGGGAGAUGCGACACGAGAACCUGAACCUGUAUCUGGGUUUGUUCCUGGAUUCGGGGAUCUUUGCCAUCGUGGUUGAACACUGCCCUCGAGGCAGCCUGGCAGACCUGCUGGCUGACAGUGAGAUUAGGCUGGACUGGAUGUUCAAGUCGUCCCUGCUGAUGGAUCUUAUCAAGGGGAUCAGGCACCUGCACCUUCGUGGUCUGAGUCACGGUCGUCUGAAGUCGACGAACUGUUUGGUCGACGGUCGUUUUGUCCUCAAAAUCACCGACUACGGACUUCCCAUGAUCCUUCACUCUCAGAACCUCAGCCUCCCUGAAGACCCCCAGGAGCUGCUGUGGACGGCUCCGGAGCUCCUGAGGAAUCCGGUUCGAGGCGGUUCGUUUGCUGGAGACGUUUUCAGUUUGUCCAUCAUCAUACAGGAAGUGAUCUCACGGACGCUCCCCUACGCCAUGAUGGACAUGCCCGCCCUGGAGAUCAUAGAGCGUCUGAAGCAGCCCCCUCCUCUCUGCAGACCUUCUGUCUGCGUGGAUGAAGCUCCUACUGAGUGUCUCAGUCUGAUGAACGAAUGUUGGAACGAGGAUCCGAGUAAGAGGCCGACUUUCGAUGACAUCUUCAAACAGUUUCGGGGCAUCAACAGAGGGAAGAGGGCAAACAUCAUCGACUCCAUGCUGCGGAUGUUGGAGCAGUACAGUUCAAACCUGGAGGAUCUGAUCAGAGAACGAACAGAUGAACUGGAGAUUGAAAGACAGAAGACGGACAAACUGAUCGGGCAGCUGCUGCCAAAAUCGGUGGCUCAGGCUCUGAAGAAAGGGAAGCCGGUCCAACCUGAACAUUAUUCAGACUGCACUUUAUAUUUCAGUGAUAUCGUUGGAUUCACAACGAUCUCAGCCCUCAGCGAACCCAUCGAGGUGGUCGACCUGCUGAAUGACCUCUACACAAUGUUUGAUGCCAUCAUUGGACUUCAUGACGUCUACAAGGUAGAAACUAUCGGAGACGCCUACAUGGUGGCUUCAGGCGUUCCAAACAGAAACGGGAAUCAACACGCGGCUGAAGUGUCCAACAUGUCUCUGGACAUCCUGCACUCCAUGGGAACGUUCAAGAUCAAACACAUGCCGGAGAUUAAAGUCAAGAUACGAAUUGGACUUCACUCAGGCCCAGUGGUGGCCGGUGUGGUGGGUUUGAUGAUGCCGAGAUACUGUCUGUUUGGAGACACCGUGACAAGGGCGUCGCUCAUGGAGUCCAGCGGACUUCCCUACAGAAUCCACAUCAGUUUGUGUACGAUGAAGGUCCUGACAAGUCUCAAACUGGGAUACCACAUGGACACCAGACCAGCUACGGUGAAAGGAGUAGAGGACACAUAUUGGCUGAUGGGUCAAGAUGGUUUCACUAAACCACUUCCUACUCCUCCAGACCUCCUCGGAGGGGCCAGUCACGGCAUCAGUCUGGAUGAGAUCCCUCCGGACAGAAGACAGAAGUUUCUGGACCGACAACAGAAGAUGCAGAAGAAAUAGAAGAUGCAACCACGUGUUCAUGUACACCUAUUUAUCAAGACGUGCACACACACACACACACACACACACACACACACACACACACACACACACACACACACACACACACACACUACCUUCAGGACUGGACUAUGCUUCAAUGGACGAUUGUCAAUAGCUGGUCCAAACCAACUAAACUAAAUUCCUGAACAGUGAUUUGCACUUUGUUUUUAGACGGAGGACACUCCGCUCUGAUUGGUCAU